AAAAUAUUUCACCUGAAAUGCAUUCUCAAGGUCACAAUAAUAAGAAAAAAAGGACUACCGACUUGAAGAUACCUAUCUCUACCAAGGAGGAUGACAAUGCUGUGGCUGGUCCUUCCGCAUUCUGUUCUGGUAAGAAGAAAUUUCCUAAAGACUUCAGUAAGAAAGAUACUCCUAAAACGAAUUAUCGAACACACACUGGCGACAGACUCUUCAUGUGUGAUAUUUGUAAGAAACAAUUCUCCCGGAAAUCACAUCGCGAUUUACAUCACAGAAGCCACACUGGCGAAACGCCUUAUGAAUGCGAGGUAUGCGGAAAAAAAUUUAAUCACCAAAGAAGUCGCGACAGACAUUAUCGAACCCACACCGGUGACAGACCUUACGUGUGCUACGUCUGCAAUAAAGGUUUUGCUCAAAAUUAUAAUCUUAAGAAUCAUGUUAGGAUUCACACUGGCGAAAAGCCUUUUGUAUGUGAUGUUUGUAAUGAAGCUUUCGCUGAAAAGGGUACUCUUAAAAAACAUACUCGUACCCACACUGGAGAAAAGCCUUUUGUAUGUGAUGUUUGUAAUGAAGCUUUCGCUCAAAAGGGUACUCUUAAAACACAUGCUCGUACCCACACUGGAGAAAAGCCUUACAAGUGUCCAUUUUGUGGAAAAGCUUUCACUAAAAGCAGCGGUUGUUACAGGCAUCAGAGGAGCGCGCAUAAGUGAAAUCAGCUUGUAAGCGACAGAAAUAAUUCUUUUAAUCUUGUAUGAAACUAUUUUACAUUCUUAAUCGAAUUGAAACAAUUUUAGUUCAGAAUGCUUAAAAUUUUAUUUUUAAAAUUACUGUAAGAAUUUUACUACUUAGACGAAGCAUAUUU
Molecule: messenger RNA, 859 nt
Organism: Argiope bruennichi
Lineage: Eukaryota; Metazoa; Arthropoda; Arachnida; Araneae; Araneidae
Product: zinc finger protein 782-like
Exons: 1
Coding region: 18-707 (229 amino acids)
Biological process (GO): regulation of transcription by RNA polymerase II
Molecular function (GO): RNA polymerase II cis-regulatory region sequence-specific DNA binding; DNA-binding transcription factor activity
Source: RefSeq, a predicted model, not a curated record